AUGGCAAAUUGUUCUCAUUGUGGCAAAGUGUUUAAAUAUGAAAGUGAACGUAUAAGACAUGAACUUAGUCAUUUACCUAGAUUUGGCUGUGAGGAAUGUGAGAAAAAAUUUACUUAUAUUUCAGCCUUAAGACGUCACCAAAAACAACAUGAAAGAACUGAAAGUAUUCAAUGUGAUAAAUGUAGUCAUAGUUUUAAAGAUGAGAUUCUUUUAAAGCGCCAUAUAAAGUAUGCUCAUGAAGGUACUUAUAUUUGUUCAGAAUGUGGUGCCAAAUUUAACAGCAAGCAGGCUCUGAGUAUCCACAUAAUAACACACAAGCCAAAGUCGGAGAGGAAGUACCGGUGCAGUUAUGCAAAUUGUCAUAAAGCAUUUAACUUUUCACACCAUCUAAAAUAUCACGAGAUGACACAUACAAAUACCAGAAAGCACUUUUGCAAAAUAUGUGGGAAAGGUUUUAUUCAGUCUCACAAUUUAAAAGUUCAUAUUAUGAAUAUACAUGACCCCACUAAAUGGUUACCUUGUGAGAUAACCAACUGCAAGAAAAAGUUUUCUUCAGAAUAUGCUCGAAAGAGACACCAUGCUAGACACAAGAAUUUUGGAAAUGAAGAGAAAAAGCCACCAGAUCGUGUUUCCACUUCUGUUGUUUCAUCAGACGGUUUUACGUGCUCCAUCUGUGGGCAGUUAUUUUUACCAUCAUUUUAUGAGGAACAUAAACUUAACUGCAUUGUAAAAGAUUUUGAGUUAUCAAACGACAAACCCUUUGAUUUAUCGUCAAAAUUAAAAAAAGAAGAAUUUGAAACUAGUAAUAAAAGUGACUUACUCAGUGCUUCGAAAAUCACUGACGAAUAUCUAAGUACCUGUACAGCUGUUUUGGGGAAGUGUCUAGUAACUGGUGAUACAAGUGUGAGUUCAAAUUGUUUAUGUGCUCAGAUGGUUAAGCCUGAUGAUAACUAUGAUAAGACAAUUGAAAAAACAAACACAAAUACUGAUAUAAAAGAAAUUGACAAUGCAACGAAAACAUGCGAAAGCUGUUCCUGUUCGACCGCAAAGACAGAAGAAAAAUUUACAAGUCGUGUAAAUGUGGUCGUCGGUCAGAAAAUUAAAAAGUCAAACAGGAACAAUUGCAUGCCAGAUUUUGAAUAUGCAACUGAUGGAACAGUUAAAGUUAGAAAUACAAUUGACCCACAAUUUGAAUGUAUGGCUAAUAAAUAUUAUAACAACAUAACGAAAAGGAAAGUGGAUUUUAGAGAUAGGACUAAUGAAUCUACAAUACCCUACAAUAGCUGCAAGGCUGUUUUGGGUAAAUGUAUAGUAAGCGAAAAUGGUAUGAUAAAUGACGAUUGUCUAUGUGCAAAAAUGCUUAUCGAUGAAGGGCAAAUGACAAGUCAAGAAAUUGAGGAAAUCACGCCGCAUCCUAAUUGUUUUAGUCUGUGA
Molecule: messenger RNA, 1434 nt
Organism: Parnassius apollo (apollo)
Lineage: Eukaryota; Metazoa; Arthropoda; Insecta; Lepidoptera; Papilionidae
Source: the annotation of a GenBank genome assembly